AUGGAUCAUGUACAACGAGAUUUUAUGAUAGCCAAGCAAUUGCAAGAGCAAUUCGAUAAGGAACUGGUAGAAAUAAGCUCAGAAGAUGAGGAUGUUUCAGGCAGCGUGCAUACUAUAGAUAUUAAACAGAAACAUCAAAAGAUUAAGGAGCUGCAUGCAGAUCAUGCCACUGAAACUAUACAACUGUGGUCUGACAGCGAUGAUGAGGUUAUGUUACAAACCGUUGAUAGGAAACAAACAAUCUCGACAACUAACAAUGACAAUAACAUCCAACUGAUUACAGGACAAACCACAUCCCAAUCGAAGGUAAUUGAAAAAACGGUAACUCAUCUUAAAGCCAAAGAGUACUUCAUUGAGGAUCUGCAAAUGUAUGUUAACCCUGAAUAUAAUUUUGAUUGGAAGUUUAUCGAUAUUUUGCCACACAUUGGGUCCAUUUUCGUCAAGUUCGAUACAAUAUUUUUUCAGUCGCGUUUGCAGAAGGCAAACAUUAACAUUAGCUGGUCCGAUUGUAUGGGCCGCACUUGCACGAACCGGAAUUUCAAUGGCAGUGAUAGGAAAUAUUAUAUUGUUUUAAAUGGUCCACUGCUUUCGCUACGUCCUAGGAUUGAAAUUAUUAGUAUUAUACUUCACGAAAUGAUACACGCCCUUCUCAAAAUUGAAGGCGUCAACGAAGCAAAUGGUGGACAUGGUAAAAAUUUUCACAAAAUAAUGACAUUCCUCAACCGUAUGAUACAAACAAAUAUAUCGUUCAAUCACGAGCAGAAUAAUGUAGACCAGACUUGCCGAGGUCAAUGGUAUCGGUGUAGUGGAAUCUGCCACAAUUAUGAUCCAUUUCAUGGGAUCGUACGAUCGGUGGCAGGUCCUCCAGGAUUGCACAAUGAAUGGUGGAAAGAACACGCCGAUAUUUGUGGAGGUACAUUUUACAAAAUUUUCGAAAUGAGCAAAAUGGUACAAAACGAUAUAUCUGUGCGAUAUGCUGUUAAUGUGAAGUACAUGGUUCCUAAACAAGAGAACAUUUCUCGUCGAUACUAUACCAAAUUGCCUCCGACAGAAUCAAUAGACCUUACCUCUAAUGUGCCAAAAGUGAGCUCUAUUGCUGAUGCCGGAAUAAUUGUCGUUGAUACGUAUGAAUUGGACGAUAACGAAACACAUAAAACGGUAGUUGCAAAUAAGUUUAUAGAAAAUUUUAUCCGUACCAUUCCAUUCACGCGUGAUGCAUACGAAAUGCAAUGUCCAAUUUGUCAGACUCGAAUCAAGCGAAACCUGUUCACGAACCACAUCGAUGGAUGUAAAGGUUUUAUUCAACAUGUUGCCUGGAAAAAAUCAUCAGGCGGAAACAUUGUGCAGAAUGGCUUACUCGAGCUAAAUUCAACAUCAAGAAUGCAAUCCUCUAGCAGCGUUAGUAGAUCACCAAUUCCUUUUUACCCGAGCUAUCAACAAACCAGACGGCAGCGAUUUGGUUAA
Molecule: messenger RNA, 1464 nt
Organism: Anopheles nili
Lineage: Eukaryota; Metazoa; Arthropoda; Insecta; Diptera; Culicidae
Exons: 3
Coding region: 1-1464 (487 amino acids)
Biological process (GO): DNA repair
Cellular component (GO): nucleus
Molecular function (GO): polyubiquitin modification-dependent protein binding; single-stranded DNA binding; metalloendopeptidase activity
Source: RefSeq, a predicted model, not a curated record